AUGUCCGGACCAUUCCCAUUAGUCGAAGAUAAACUUAAAGGAGUUCAAAUCCUUGCACCAAUCCCGGCCAACGCUAAGCACAUUUUCAGUGGUGAAGCAUUGGCAUUUGUCGCAACUUUACAACGUGCUUUUGGUGGUGAAAGAAAGAGAUUGUUAGCCAACAGAAAAGAGCAACAAAAACUUAGAGACCAGGGUGUUUUGCCAGACUUUUUACCAGAAACCAAGUACAUCAGAGAUGACCCAACUUGGACAGGUCCUCCAUUGGCUAAGGGUUUACAAGACAGAAGAGUUGAAAUUACUGGUCCAACUGACAGAAAGAUGGUUAUCAAUGCCUUGAAUUCUCCUGUUGCCACCUAUAUGGCUGAUUUCGAAGAUUCCUUGACUCCAGCUUGGAAUAAUUUGGUUGACGGUCAGGUUAACUUGUACGAUGGUGUUAGAAGAAACUUGUCAUUUGAAAGCAACGGUAAGAAGUAUAAGUUGAAUCUUGAUCCAAAGAGACACAUUCCAACUUUAAUUGUCAGACCAAGAGGAUGGCACUUGGAAGAAAAGCACGUCUUGGUUGACGGUGAACCAAUCUCCGGUGGUAUUUUCGAUUUUGCUAUAUACUUCUUCAACAGUGCUAAGGAAUCCUUAGCUCAAGGGUUCGGUCCAUACUUUUACUUACCAAAGAUGGAACAUCACUUGGAAGCCAAGUUAUGGAAUGAUAUCUUCAACUUUUCCCAAGAUUACAUUGGAUUGCCAAGAGGUACAAUCAGAGGUUCUGUUUUGAUUGAAACAUUACCAGCUGCCUUCCAAAUGGACGAAAUUAUUUACCAAUUGAGACAACAUAUUGGUGGAUUAAACUGUGGUAGAUGGGAUUACAUUUUCUCAUACAUUAAGUCAUUGAGAAACCAUCCUGAGUUUGUUUUACCAGAAAGAGGACAAAUUACCAUGUCUGUUCCAUUUAUGGCAUCUUACGUUAAAUUGUUGGUUCACACUACCCACAAGAGACAAGUGCAUGCUUUAGGAGGAAUGGCUGCCCAAAUUCCAAUUAAGGAAGAUCAAGACCGUAAUAGAAAGGCUUUGGAAAAUGUCGCCAAGGACAAGUUAAGAGAAGUCAAUGCUGGAUGUGAUUCCUGUUGGGUUGCUCACCCAGCAUUAGUUCCAGUUGUAUUGAAGGUUUUCAACGAACACAUGAAGGGACCAAAUCAAAUCAAUGUUCCACCAAAGACUCCAUAUAAGCCAAUCACCGCAAGAGACUUGUUGAGUCCAUAUGUUCCAGAUGCUAAGAUAACCGAACAAGGUAUCAGAACCAACAUAAUCAUUGGAUUAUCAUACAUCGAAGCAUGGUUAAGAAACAUUGGAUGUGUUCCAAUUAACUACCUUAUGGAAGAUGCUGCUACUGCUGAAGUUUCCAGAACUCAAAUUUGGCAAUGGGUUACCCACGGUUCCCAAACCGACAAGGGCGUUACCAUUACCAAGGAAUUGGUUUCCAAGUUAUUGAACGAAGAAGCCGCCAAGUUAAGCAAGUCUGCACCUUCAGGUAACAAAUUCAAGCAAGCAUUGGAAUACUUCAGACCAGAAAGUUUGGGUGAAAAGUACUCUGAUUUCGUCACCACCUUGCUUUAUGAUGAUGUUACCACCAUUGGCAGACCAAUUGCUGCUGAUAAAUUAUAA
Messenger RNA from Dujonia railenensis, 1656 nucleotides. NCBI's taxonomy places the organism in Eukaryota, Fungi, Ascomycota, Pichiomycetes, Serinales, Debaryomycetaceae. The record is from the annotation of a GenBank genome assembly.